AUGGUCGAGCACACCGUUGAGUCAAACAGCGCCCUUGGUCAAUAUGAACUGGAGCUGCCGCAGCUGUUCGAGCCGGUUUUACAAAUUACUAACCACCUAGAUUUUCUCGAAAUCCCAAGGGAGAAUAUGGGAGUGCUGAAAAGCGUGUUUGACGUUGUCAAACGUGCUCACGGUAAAGAAGUAGCUUUUCUCGAUCUGGCAAUGGUUUUGUUGGAGGAGAAGCGUACCGAACGAGCGCUUAAACUGCUUGAGACACCUCAACUUAAAAUAUCACAGGGAAAAUUGGAUUACUUCAUAAGACGAGCGACGGAAAGCAAUCGGCCUGACGUGCUUCGGGGUCUCUUUGCUGGUCUCUGCCAACAAGGACCGAGCGUCAACUGUAGCGCUGAACCGAUUAUUAAUAAAGCCAACGAUUUUGCUCAACUGGAAAGCUUAGAAGCUGAGAUCGAACGUAUCUCGUUUCCGUUAGAACAACAAAUGAGGACAAUCUUCGAGAAUUUGCAUCGGAAAAAAUUGGAGGUCAACGGUAGCUGA
Molecule: messenger RNA, 534 nt
Organism: Cooperia oncophora
Lineage: Eukaryota; Metazoa; Nematoda; Chromadorea; Rhabditida; Trichostrongylidae
Source: the annotation of a GenBank genome assembly